AUGUUUGUGUUUUUUAUAUUUAUUAUAUAUAUCGCAUUGGUAAUUGAUGGUUUUGUACUGGAAUCUAGAGUUGGAAAUUUUACACCGACACACAUUAAUAAGGAAUUAAAAUUACCAAAUUAUACACAAAAACUUGUUUUAUUGUAUAGUAAAAAUGAUGAAAAUAAGUUGGAAUCCAAUAAAGAAACAGAAAAUAAUAAGGAAUUGGAAUCCAAGGAUGAAUUGGAAAAUAAUAAAGAAUUAAAACAUAAUAAAGAAUUAAAAAAGAGUAAAAAUGAUGAAUAUGAAUUAGUGGAAUUUAUAAAAACAACACCUAGUGGAGAUGAAGGCCAAGAGACGAAAUUUAUGGUAUCCAGAAGGCUAUGGAAACUCCUAACAGCACUUUUAGCAUACAGAAGCAAAUUUGGAGAUUACAAAAUUGAAAGUGAUUUCGAGUUCAAAAAGUCCGAAAAGGAUCAUUUAUCAGGGUAUAAACUUGGAAAAAAUCUAGGACAUUUGAUCCGCCUAAUUAACCUACAGCAAAAAGGUUCAAGCUACAUUAAAAUCUAUAGAGAAAAGUUAAGGAGAAAGAAUAGGGACUUUUUAGACUCUGAUUUACUUGAAGCGCCAAAAUUACUAUGGCUCUUAGGUUUCUCGACGAGAAGUUACGUCCAGGAAAGUAAAUUUCGACAAAAACUAACAGGAAGAGAUAACCUUAUUACGUCUAAAGCGUCAAGAUUGUCAUCAGUUAACAGGACACAUUUAAAGGAUGGUGAUUAUGAUUCCAUAUCUCCAGACAACAUUGAGCGUAUCACUAAGGUGAAGAAGAUAGUGCUGGAGAAUAUGUUGCUGAAUAAACAGCGUAUGAGGGAACAGAUGCCGUUUAAGUACCCUCAAAUUCUUCCUGAACCUACCAAUAAAGCUAUACCAAAGCCUGAUAUACUAAGGAAAAUAGUAAACGAAAUCCUAGACAAAAACAGAGCUACAUGUCCACUCAUUAAACGAGAUACUAGAGCUGAAACUGAAGGAGCAUAUCAUUACGCAUUUUUUCAUUGGACAUUUGAACAAGUUUUACAAGCACUCGUUCUUUUCAAUGAUAUGUAUUAUGAUUAUAAUAAGGAGUUGUUGAUAAAGAGUGAGAGUACUGGAGAAGAGUUUAAUCCUAUAACAUUUAAUACUUUAAAGAGUGGUUUUAGGGUUCCUGAGAAUGAAAAUUGGCCUCCUGAACUCCAUGGAAUGCCCUUGGGUCUUUUUGUGGAAAAGUUCAGAGUAGGUGAUAUUGACGCUAAGGAGCAUUGGCUUCGAAGACCAAUUCUGGACCAUAUUGGAUUCAACUGGGGAGAUGGCAUCAAUUACCUAACCUUCACUUGGGAUAAGCUUGAAAAGGGGUUGAUUUGGUACAUUAACUUCAGAGGUUUCCCAAUCAAGAGUAUGGGUCCGGAUUUACUCAUACCCAAAACUACAACAGUAGCCAAAUUCUACAAGCCAGAAGAAAUACAAGGGAUGAAGAUAGGAAGAUUAGUUUACAUGGCACUGAACCAGAUUCAGAUGAUUAAGCGGUUUCAUAGGCAUAGAUACAACUUUUUGGACCGAAUGGGCCUUGUUCUAAUUCCGAAUCCUGAACUUGAUAUCGGAUACAAACCAGUUCCACACAUUAAAUUUAAUAAAUACAGAAGUCAUCUCAUGGUAUCUCCAGAUAAAAAAUACCUUUUCGAUGAUGUUAAUGAACCACCAGACUACUUAAAAGAUAGCGUCACUAAAGUAUUAGAUAAAAAUUACGAAUGUCCUAUCUAA
This is a messenger RNA of Theileria annulata, 1773 nucleotides long. RefSeq lists its product as uncharacterized. The record is from RefSeq and is a predicted model, not a curated record. The transcript has 5 exons. Lineage: Eukaryota; Apicomplexa; Aconoidasida; Piroplasmida; Theileriidae. Bases 1 to 1773 code for a protein of 590 amino acids.